Penaeus chinensis is the source of this 1990-nucleotide messenger RNA. RefSeq names its product leucine-rich repeat protein 1-like (gene Lrr47). The transcript is spliced from 9 exons. Bases 354 to 1592 code for a protein of 412 amino acids. Gene Ontology annotation, molecular function: protein binding. The record is from RefSeq and is a predicted model, not a curated record. Lineage: Eukaryota; Metazoa; Arthropoda; Malacostraca; Decapoda; Penaeidae.
CUCAGUUAAAGGUUUAAAGACAUAAUUCGCCAAAUUACGACGUGGCGAAGGGAGAGCGAUGCAUAUUGCGCCCACGCAGCCCGAAGAUUUGCGAAAGAAUGCGAAGUUUUGUGAUUUUUCGGAGAUAUGUGUUUAUCUUGCGGUUUAUGACGAUAUUGAGGCGCCAGUUACUCGGUUCUCAAAAUAUCGCAAAACACACAAGAUCCUUCUGUUUUAUUUGAGGGGAAAUCUGGCCUUAGAUGGUGGCAUCAUGCUAUAGCAAAUGCUUUUGAAUAAGCUUGGGAAGAAGUUAGAUAAGGUUGGCGCACAUUAGAAGACUUUACUUUGGACAAACAAGGUAAUCUGCAGGCACCAUGAGAAUUAACUGUGAAGUACAAGUAUGUAAUCGCAAGCUUCCAUCUCUCAAUAUGAACAACAAGAAAAAUACAGCACGUUCCUCUUUGGGAAUUGGACGCUUGCCAGGUUCAAAGGCGGAUGUUUCUAAUCUCUUCAUCCAUUUGUGUACAUCACAAAAUAAGCAAGGAAAUAAAUAUAAGGUUGGUGGAAACAUCGAGGCUGUCUUCACAAAGUUUGCCUCCGAGGGGAAAUUCACAAUUCGUUUCAAAGAGCCAGCCCAUGACCUGUGCGUGAAAGCUGAUCCUGUUCUGGCUAAGACCUUUCUUCAGACAUUGAAACUAGGAAUUCAAAACAAAGAUAUUGAUAAGCUUCACCUGUCUACUCUUGCACCUGUCAAGCAAAGCCAAGUUGAAAAGCCUAAGACAAAGUUGGUUAUCACUUGUAAAAAAGAUUACCCCAUCACCACAGCCUUCCCAUACACUUUGGAGACACUUAGGAUUAAUGAUGUUGACUUGACUAGAGUAGAAAAUCGCAUCAUGAAGCUAAAGCGACUGCAGAUCUUAGACUUGAGCCAUAACAUAAUUCAAGUUCUUCCUGUAACAAUGAAUGAGAUGCAUAGUCUUGCAGAGUUGCAUCUUGCUCAUAACAAGAUUAAAGGCAUCAGUCACCAGGUGUUUACAGGAAAGGUUUCUAAAACAUUACGCUUGCUUGACCUUUCUAACAAUCAUAUGGAAUAUCUGCCACACACACUUGGACAUCUUGUCAGUCUGGUUACAUUGAGACUAGACAACAACUUCCUCAAGAAGUUACCCAUCUCCUUAGGCAAGCUUACAAGCCUGAAAUUUUUUUCUGCCAGCAACAACAAACUUGUUGAAUUACCGGCUUCAGUGUUUCACUUGAAAAUGGAAAACAUUGAUGUUUUUGGCAACCCAUUUACAAGUCAGCUGGGCAUAGUGACAAACAACAUGCCUAAAGGGGUACCAAAUCUGCGUGAAAUUGCAUCAGCAUACUGUGUUAAAAGAGGGUUACGUCCAACAGCUGCUGACAUACCAGCCACUUUGGUUGAAUAUCUUCAGAGUUGGUUGAAGUGCCUGUGUGGUAGAAUAUGUUAUGAAUCUCACAUUCUCACGUGCAUCUCCCUGAACCUGAAGUUGGUUUCCCCUGCAUUAACCAUUGGCAAUGCAUUUGAGACUUCCACACCUGCUUUGGCCACUUUGUGUUCGCAGAAAUGUUUUGACAAGUUCACAAAGAGAUAAUUGAAAGAAAUCGUGAAAUACAGAUCUGUUUUAUUCUUGUGUUCUUGCCUUUUUCAUCAUAUUUUAAGGACUGUGAUUAUGUUAUUAUAGUUGAAUAUAAAGGGAAUUCUGAAUUUCACAUUGAUUUUUAAUGAAAAAUUACAUUGUUAUAUUGUUUUCAGAUCAUCCUUUUCAUUAAUUUUAAGGAAUUCAUCAUUCUUGACAUUGUCAUUUAGUAAGUGUUCAUUUCCCUUUUUUUCACUAUAGAAUUUGUAUUAUUUUCUAUGAAACUUGACUUUUUAAUGCCAAAUGUGACCAACCUAUGGUGAUAUACAGCAAUUAUUAUUUUUUUUAAGGAAGAGACAAUGUAUACUUUUGUAUACUUGUGUAUACUUUUUAAUAAUAAAUAUAUUUCCUAA